AAGUUCAUUCACAAUUCACUCAUCCAGGUAGCUAGUUUCACUCAUGCGUGCAUGAUGCACGCAUGAGUGGAACAUCUUAAAUAAUACGGAUAUUUUUAAGAUACGCAGCCACGUGGUAAGUUAUUCAGUAGGACUAUUAAAUUUUCUUGGUGCACAUUGGACCUUUCAGAUCGAUGUACGUUUGGCCUACUGGUUAAGGUAGCAGUCUACUGUUCUGGCGAACAAAGGAGCGAAUCCAGACUGGUUAAAAAACCCCAGGAAUUUUUCGAGGGGUGAUCCAUCCGGAUAUGUCAGGCUCAUUCUUUACUAUCCGGCCACCCUGUGGCGGGCUUGACUGAAAUCCAACAUGGGCUCACUAAAAAGAUCCUCUUAGUGCCCACAAAGCGGAGAAUAAAAAAUGACUACAAUGAUACAAUAAGCCUACCAGUGGCCGAGUGAAUAAAACCACUAAAUACUAGUAGUUUGUCGUGGGUUGGCGCCUCGCCAACGGGCUGCCACGGGAAGUUUUCGCGUUUUAUUCACGUUUAUAACACUUAAAUAUGGGACAGUUUCCCAUAAACUCCUCCCGGGAGGCAUUCCCUCGGCAGGUACAAACAAACAAUGAUGCCUUAAUUAUGCCCGUUAUGAAUGGAUCUACUGGUAAUGGAGUCAAUCAGCAUGGGUAAAGAAUGGAAAACACUAUCAGAAAAUCUGCAGAUAAACUAAAGAAAUGUAUGAAGAAACUGCUAAAUUGUAUUUUAAAAAAUGCAAGAGUACUUAUUUAUGUAACAAACUUAUAUAUCGAGCUACUACAUUUUUGAGGCAGAGCGUUAGUGAAGCCUCUUGUGUGUGGCUUACGGAAUUGUGUUCAUUCUCGAAAAUCUGUUCGAUCGAUUUUGAUUAAACUUUGCCAUUCUCCAUUAAUUGCGAUGAGGAAUCCAAAAAUGUAUUGAAGGUCCAUUUAAAGUAGGAAUCCAUGACUUCGUUUUCGAUACACAGAGGUUUUCGGUAGAUACAAAAUUUAUAUAAUGAUCAAAAAGCUGAGAUCAAUAUAGAUUUAAUUCAACAACUACUUUAGAAUCAAACUUAAAUUAUCAAAUCGGUUAUCGAUGUAACGAUGAAAGAUAAAUAAUUCGAUAUGAAACAAUGAGAUAUUGAGAUUUUGUUAGAAACUAAUUAGCUAACAGCAAAAUAAUGCAGAAAAAUAAAUUGGAUCGUUUAAUAUGUUUGCACGAUUUCGAAAAUUAUGCGGAUAAACAUUUAAAUUCGGAUGCACGCGAUUAUUAUUUUAGUGGGGCUAAUCACGAAUAUACAUUAAGAGAUAACAUAGAAGCCUUCAACAGAUUUAAAAUAAAACCAAAAUGUCUAAGAGACGUUUCCAAAAGAGAUCUCUCUGUUACACUUUUGGGGGAGAAAAUUUCAUUUCCUGUUGGAAUUUCACCAACUGCUAUGCAAAAAAUGGCUCAUCCCAAUGGAGAAACUGCAACAGCAAAAGCUGCAGCAUCUAUGGGAACUGUUGCUAUCUUUAGUACUAUUGCAACUACAUGUAUUGAAGAUAUUGGAAAAAGUUCAGAUGGAUUAAAAUGGUUUCAACUAUAUAUUUACAAAGAUCGAAAGAUUACUGAAGAUUUGGUAAAAAGAGCAGAACAAAGUGGAUUCAAAGCAAUUGUUCUCACAGUAGAUACUCCAGUUUUUGGAAUGCGUCUUGCAGAUGCUAGAAAUAAAUUUUCAUUGCCACAACACUUAAGGUAUGUAAUUACAUCUCUCAAUAAUUAUUUUAUAAAAUUAUAUAUAUAUUUUUUUUUACUUAUUUAAAAAUCAAUUUUAAUAUCCUGGACAUUUUAUAUUUGCAUUAAAUAAAUAUAAAAUUUUAA
Messenger RNA from Centruroides sculpturatus (bark scorpion), 1853 nucleotides. It is a transcript of the gene Hao, whose product is annotated as hydroxyacid oxidase 1-like. Lineage: Eukaryota; Metazoa; Arthropoda; Arachnida; Scorpiones; Buthidae. The transcript has 3 exons. The record is from RefSeq and is a predicted model, not a curated record. The coding region runs from base 1174 to 1794 and encodes 206 amino acids. Gene Ontology annotation, molecular function: oxidoreductase activity; FMN binding.